Messenger RNA from Macrobrachium nipponense, 6010 nucleotides. RefSeq names its product serine/threonine-protein kinase pakG-like. Gene Ontology annotation, cellular component: cytoplasm; nucleus. Gene Ontology annotation, molecular function: diphosphoinositol-polyphosphate diphosphatase activity; bis(5'-adenosyl)-pentaphosphatase activity; bis(5'-adenosyl)-hexaphosphatase activity. The record is from RefSeq and is a predicted model, not a curated record. The transcript is spliced from 4 exons. Gene Ontology annotation, biological process: diadenosine hexaphosphate catabolic process; diphosphoinositol polyphosphate metabolic process; adenosine 5'-(hexahydrogen pentaphosphate) catabolic process. NCBI's taxonomy places the organism in Eukaryota, Metazoa, Arthropoda, Malacostraca, Decapoda, Palaemonidae. The coding region runs from base 341 to 2236 and encodes 631 amino acids.
GCAUAGGCAAGGUGUUGGUUGAUACGUAAGCGACUGCAUCUCAAAUUGCCAUACAAAAACGUUAGUUACUUAAUGCUGUUAAUGUGAUGUCAUUGAAUUAUUUACUUGACAUUGGUACUUCCAUAAAGAUUAGUAUAACUUGAUGACAUUAAUAUAUUCGCGGUUUUUGUUUGAUAAGUGGAAGCGUGUUUGAAACAUCAAGCACUUACUUUGUUUGAAAAGUAAUUUUCCAAAAUAAGAAGAGUCAGGUGUUCAGAAAAUACAACAGGUUGAAUAUUAAGAGGCCCUGUUAGGCCGUGACAGUUUCGUUUGAAUUCAACGGUGAUGGUUAGUUGUCCAGAUGUCGACUGCAGCCUUGGAUAGACAACACAGGUGGAGGUGUAGACUUCAAGAUUUAAGCCCCCAUCUCCAACCUCCAACUCCAAAAGGCCAACUUCCUAAGCCCUCGUCUUCCCCUUUCCCUUCCCGAAAUAAGCAACUUCCAAACUCUCGCUUCCCCAGUCACUCGACCCCAUUGCUAAAUUCCACCCCUUUCCAGUUUUGUUUUCCUGCCUCAUAUUCUCCUGUUUUUGGGGUUUCUUGCUCCGUGUUAUCCAACAAACUCCUGGGAACGAAUUCAGACAGCCAGGAAAACGCCCGAGAUCUGCCAAAUACAUUUGUUCACCGUCGAUCAUUUCCGGGUUCUUUCCCUGCGACAUCUCAAGUGUACCUUGUGCAGAGUCCUUUAUGCAGCAAUAACAAUCCCACUGAUUAUUCAAAACCCACCACCCAUCCAGUCCAAAUUACUGAGCCUUGGUCUAACCCAGGGGUAAGUCACGACAAACUACCUCACGACCACAGCAUCCUGAAAUUGGACCAAGUAGGUGCCCCUGUCACUUGUACUACAACAACCACCACCAUGCACGCUCAGGCAUCUAAGGAGAGUUUAGCGGUUAGUACACUUGAAAACCUUAAUGUUGCACAACGGAAGUGCACACCAGGUGACAAAUUAAUGGAGUCAGGUUUGACUUGUCUCGGGCACGUUUCUGGGUCAUCCUCUAAUUGCAAUGGGGCAAAGAAACACAAGACUGAGAUCGUUCCCUUAGUUCAUACAGCAGGGACCAGUAGUACCUCAAAUGCAUGCUUUUCGACAUAUCCGUCAACAUUUGUGAAAAAUGUCAUUAGUUCGUCUGUGCCAAAGAGUCUUGUAGAAUCUUACGCUUGUCACAGCGGUACUAGAUUGCCUCUGUUUACCGUUUCCGUAGAACCAUCAACUGAAAAGCCGUUGUCUAAUAAAUUCACUAUUAUAGAAACAAAGUUUAAGAAGUCUGCCCCUUUAGAGCUAAACAACCAAUAUUCCAAAUCCGACUCAAAUAUUCCAUCUGCAAGUGUCUCAAAUAAUAACAAUAACAACAACAACAACAAUAAUCCGACCAAUCCCCUCAAAGAGGACAAGGGUGCCGAAACUGCUUUCGCAGCUAGCGAGGGUGUCUUUCAUAGAGAGGUAAUGAGGGAAAGCUUAACUGCGGAAGAGGAAAGCUCAAGUUUCGACAGCGGACAGGACGAGAGCCCAGAUUCAAGCAAGAAGAGUCCUUGUCCAAGGAGUAGGAAGAAGAGACCUGGGGGAUAUGUUCACCAGGAAAGUCAUCUGCUACGGCAGGAGAACUUGGAUCGACAGAGCGAGUUAGAUUUGACGUCACAGGACGAGAGCCUUAGUAUCGAACAUCGCAGGAAGGGUAUGAUGCCAUGCAACAAAAUCAUAAGCCGAGUGAAUGCUGGCGGGAAGUAUAAAGUCACUGGUUGCUGUUCCCGCCGACGCUUGAUCGACGACGAAGGUUACAUAAGACGAGCCGCUUCUAUAUGCGUUAACAAGGAGGAAACACAGGUCUUGCUGGUUUCGAGCAAAAAGGACCGAUGUGCGUGGCUGGUACCUGGAGGAGGUUUGGAGGUUGGGGAGGAUGAGGAGGCAGCGGCCGUCAGGGAGGCGUGGGAGGAGGCGGGGGUCCUGGGGCACAUCGCCAGAUACCUGGGGCUAUUUGAGUCCUAUCACCACUCGGGACUGAAAAAGCAUAGAACCGCCGUCUACGUAUUGAUAGUGACGGAAGAACACAAGCAAUUUCCUGAAGCCAGAUUAGGACGCACAAGAAAAUGGUUCAGCAUGGAGGAAGCCCUACGUCUCCUCGCGCUCCAUAGGCCUAUGCAGAGUGCUUAUCUCCAGGUUAUGAUGAUGGCAAAACUGGACGUGUCCUCUUCCUAACAGUAACAAUCAAUUGCACCGGUUGUGACGCUAUAACUUGUAUUUUGAAAUGACAAGUUAUUAAGAGUAGUUGUGUGCGUAUGUGCGUGUGUAUGUGAGAGAGAAUUUUAUCAUUUCCAACCGAAAGCCUGCCAUCUCUUACUGAAGUUCUUUACUUGAAAUAGAGCAAAAGUUGUUGCCUGAGCAAUUCUCAUGUAUGAUAUAUGAUCGAGAGUUACAGUUAGUGAUGUGAUAGUUGUUCUGUACUGAAGCACAUUCGCACGUAUAGUAUAUUCAUAUUCAUGUAUACAUUUAUACUCGAAGUGUAUGUGCAGUAAAUAUAUUUUCUGGGUAGACUCAGUAGUGAAAUUUUAAUUUAGACUCGGAUAGGAAAAGCAACUAUUGGAUCAAAAUAGGCUACCGUUAUAGUUAAAUAAAACUGGUUCAGUGGCAGCACGAGCUCUUUUGCCAUUUCAUUAUGGUACUACAUAAUAUUCUGGUGUACUGCGAACUUUCGUGGGAGUGUUUAAAGUAGGGUAAUUAUCGAAUCUUCCUGAUUCCCUAAUCUUCUAUUGAUGCAUUUGUUUUUCACACAGAUGUUAUCGAAACUUAAGACGAGGCUCUACAUAGUGUUCUUAGUCAAAUUAUCAUUUCGGAAUGAGGUUGAAAUUAAUCUCUUGUUGUUUAUUACGUUAUUCACGCUGAAUAUUUGAAAAAGAGAAAAUUGUUGCAUAUGUUAAUCUUAUUAUAAGAAUGAGAGGGAAAUGUAUUUCAAAAGUGCAGAUCAAUAUAAUGUCGCUUUGCUGUGUAAUCUAUUUUAUUAUUCUGAAGGAACAGAAUACGAAAAUAAGAGAAUCAGAGUCAUAUCUGUGGUCCAAUUUUUUUUCCAUGUUGAGCGUAUUAUAAAAAAAAUUUUGUUUUGUGCCUUAUGACUCUUAUCUAAGGUAAUAUGUAUAUAUCUGAUAGAAUAGUUUUUUUAAAUAGAUUUUAGCAGAUAUAUUUUAGUUUGUAAUGCUUGGUACAAUCAUCUUGUUGCACAAAAGGGGAAAACUUUAUAUCAGUAACUAUCACAGUUACUCAUGGCUAUUUUUUGUGCUGAGAAGGAACACUUAAAAUAAUAGCCUAUUCAAAGAAUUAUUUCUUUUUAUGCCAGAAUGGAGUGAACAGUAAAGUGAAGUGCCGAUUCUAUGUGACACGUGUAAAGCCAACAGUGCCACUGAAUUGCAUUCUUCUCUAGCUCACCUUUUAAACUUGAUAAGCUGGUUUUGACUGGUCUGAAUGUCUACUAGUAAUUCAAAUAUAUUCAUAUAAUUCACCACAAAUGACAGUUAUAUGUUAAUAACUUGCAUGCCAAAUUGUUAUGAAGUUGGCUGAGAAUAAAAAUAAAUCUGUUACAAAAAUUGUUUAAAAAAGUAGUUCGUUCCAUAUACUUUACAGCCAAGGUAGUGACGAUGAAAUGUUUAGAAUAUCUAUCUACAUUUUAGCUUCUUGUUGGUUAUACAGGCCCAUAGGUCCACAUCAGGCCUCGUCCUCCCUUUCACAUCAUGUCAUAAUGGUCACCUUAAUUUUAACAGACCACCGCCAACCACGUACAGUAUGGACGUACUGUACGAGACCAUGUUAUGCACUUGUAUAUAUUGUUGUUAAUAGUCUAUAAGUGUAUUUGUGGGGGUGUAUGUUUCGCAGAAAUGGAAACUUUAUUUUGGGGUUUUUUGGAUUUGCAAGGAAGUUUUGGUCUUUGACAAGACGAAAGCAAGCGAGAGGUCUAAAUCUAGUAGACGAUCUUCCUCGUGAAGUCUAUCUUCUAACGAAGGGUUCUCAAACGAACUCGAUUCCGAAAUUGUGCCCAUCCUAAGGGAUACAAAUCAAGGUCUAGACCUUGGUAAAAAAUGACAUGCCCCUCGUAUUGCCUUGGCUCUCUUAUUAAGGCUCGGUGUCCUGUCUGUGAGCUGUAUAGUAGUACAUUGUUAUCUCGCAAAUAAGGGUUCAAAUGCUGUGAGCCAAAAAUCCUGUGCAUGUGCAUGCAUUCACUUACAUGUAUAUACACACUCAGUAUAUAAGGUUGUCAAUAUUCUUUCUAUAAAGUAUUUUUGUGCCAUAAGAAUAGUGUUGUCUGUGAUAUAGGCUUUUUCUUUUAUAUAACAUGGAAAAGUAAACAGUAGAUUUAAACAGUGCUUCCAUAUUUUACAGAUAUUUUUAGCUUUUUGGAGAGACAUGAAUUUACUACAUGAGUGAAUGAUGCAAUACGAACACUGGCGGCAUUUAAUGAAAUACUUUGCUUCAGAAAUUGGUGACAAAUAGCAUUAGUACUACAAUAUCUUUUCAACUUGAUAUACUGAAACUUUAUUCGACUCGGAAUGUAAUGAUGGUCCCAGUUGCCCAUCUUUUGAUGUGCAAGACUUGUAAUUAUAUCUAUGAGUGUGAUCAUGUACUGUGUUAAAUACUUUGAUUGUCAAUAUGAACUUUAUUAUUUUUAGCAGCUGUUCCAUUUGAUUCACCACACUGCCGGGAUACAUCUAGCAUAGUUGCGAAACUUGUAUUCCCCGAACAUGAGUCCUUACUGCCCCACACAUAACGAAAAGUCGUUGUUGUACUUAUGAGAAAGACCUUGUUUUCUUUCGUGACCACUGUGUUCAAAGAAAACGGAACCGUGAGUUUAAUAAUGUCAAAAUUCAUUUGUAAGUCCAACCCCCCUAUAACUUUCAGAAGAAAUGGUACUACACUUUUAUCUGUCAAUAAUAGUAAACGAUCACGAUAAUAUAAAUGUAUUUAUUCUGGAUUCUGUAAUUACGAUUAUGUUAAAAGGUUGAAGUUUUUCAAUCGAGAUUAUAAAGUAUAGGAAAUGGGAUUUUUUUUUUUUAAUUUUAUGUAUGCAGUAUUUAUUUAAUGCUGGUAUUUUUUUUAUUUCCAAAUUUCAGCCACUUUAAUAGCCUUAAUUACUGUGAGUUAUCAAAGGAAUCUCUUCAAUGCAUAUACUUAGUCCAUAACAGACGUAUAGAACUGAUUAUUUUUUUCAAAUAUUAGUAAGCAAUGGGAUAUUACAUUAGUUAUCUAAUUAGCCCCGUAAUAUAAAAUUUCCAGUAUUAUUUAUACCGUCAGUUACCUUACUCAUUUUAGGAAUUAGCAGACCAAACUUGACUUAGUCCCCGGAUGCACUAUUUGUUUUUCUUUUACUGAUAAACAUUUUAGCGAAGUACAUAAUAGCGAUACAGAUACCAUAAUGACUUCUGUAGUAUUUUUACAAAUGGUUUAUUUUUAAUGAAUUCUAGGCUCUCUCUUGAUUCUACACUUUCUACAUAGUUUUCAAGUUGCACUGGAAAAUAAUCUCUUAGUCGUCAAUAGGCGUAUUAACUGUUUUGUUUACAGUAUGUGUUUGCAUUGUGUGUAUGAUUACGCACAUACAGUUUAGAAUCUCCAAACGCAAGUGUUCUGCUAGAGAUGACUGUGUUGGCGGUAUGCCCGGCAGUGCUGUUUCGGGUUCCCUCCUAAGUGAGGUGUAAGAGCUCUCUUCCGAAAUACUAAUUGUAGGUUGUGGAUUUUUUAAACAUUUUUAUAUGUAUAUAUCUUGGACGUAUGUCACAAACUGUUACCCUUAGAUAUCACUCAUAUUUUGUAUACAGUAAUUCCCGUCUCUAAAUGAUAAUUUCAGAGGGAUUCAGACGCUGUUAUGCCACAGUAAGAUAAGAAAAACUGUAGAAUGGUCAGAUGUAUUUUGUAUUGCAUACUCGAUGUUUUAAGAUAUGAUGAAAUAUAUUGUAUAGAAUGACCUAAAAUAAACAUGUGAAUACAUUUUUA